This is a messenger RNA of Aureococcus anophagefferens, 495 nucleotides long. RefSeq lists its product as hypothetical. NCBI's taxonomy places the organism in Eukaryota, Pelagophyceae, Pelagomonadales, Pelagomonadaceae. Gene Ontology annotation, biological process: fatty acid biosynthetic process. The annotation marks the transcript as partial. Gene Ontology annotation, molecular function: 3-oxoacyl-[acyl-carrier-protein] synthase activity; fatty acid synthase activity. The transcript has a single exon. The record is from RefSeq and is a predicted model, not a curated record.
AUGCCUCUCUCCGUCUUCUCCGGCACGUCGGCGGCGCUCUCCGUGGCCUCGGGCCGCGUGUCCUACGCGCUCGGCCUCGUCGGCCCCGCGGUGUCGCUCGACACGGCCUGCUCGUCGUCGCUCGUCGCGGUGCACCUCGCGGCGGGGUGCCUGCGGCGGCGGGAGGCGGCGUCGGCCCUGGCCAUGGGCGUCAGCGUCCUCGACGAGGCGGUGACGCUCGCCUUCUCCGCCGCGGGGAUGCUGUCGCCGCGCGGGCGGUGCCACGCGUUCGACGGCCGCGCCGACGGCUACUGCCGCGGCGAGGGCUGCGGCGCGUUCGUGCUCGCGUUGGACGUUUCGGAGGUGACGCUCGGCGCCUCGGCGGUGCAGCAGGACGGCGCCAGCGCGAGCCUCACGGCGCCGAACGGGACGUCGCAGCGGCGGCUGCUGCUCGCGGUGGCCGGUCAUGGAAAGGCGCUCGAGGCCCACGGGACGGGGACGGCGCUCGGCGAUCCG